UACUAAUAUUUUGCCUGAAAAUGAGCUUUUCAAUUCCAAAUGUGAAACCCCUUGUUCUUAUCCAACAGUUCGCCAUAACCUCACAUCUUGGAAAAUGGCCCUUUCCUUCAUUUCCACUCAGUUUUCCGCUCUUCGUGCGAGUAAUAUCUUACCCAGGGUUUUCUCAGUGAGGACGAAAUACACGGAUAAUCGCAUGCGAAAGGAUGUGAAGCGGCGACAAAUUGUGGCCCAGUACGCAGUGGACAGACUGAGAGUGAAUUCUCUGCGGAAGAACGACAUCCUGCCCAUUGAAUUGCGUGAAAUUGCGGACAAGGAGAUCAAUGCCUUUCCCGUGGACUCUUGUUUGGUGCGCGUGAAGGAGCGCUGCUGCAUAACAUCGCGUCCCAGAGGAACUGUUUAUCGAUGGCGGAUGAGUCGAAUCAUGUGGCGAUUGCAGGCGGAUUACAACAAACUCUCGGGCGUCCAGAGGGCAAUGUGGUAGUCAUUAUGGACGCAAUGAGGCACAGUUGAUCCUUUUAUGGUACAUAGAAAAUAUACACUUGAUAAUUCAA
Molecule: messenger RNA, 551 nt
Organism: Phlebotomus argentipes
Lineage: Eukaryota; Metazoa; Arthropoda; Insecta; Diptera; Psychodidae
Gene: mRpS14
Product: small ribosomal subunit protein uS14m
Exons: 2
Coding region: 95-481 (128 amino acids)
Biological process (GO): translation
Cellular component (GO): mitochondrial small ribosomal subunit; ribosome
Molecular function (GO): structural constituent of ribosome
Source: RefSeq, a predicted model, not a curated record